Pieris macdunnoughi is the source of this 1770-nucleotide messenger RNA. NCBI's taxonomy places the organism in Eukaryota, Metazoa, Arthropoda, Insecta, Lepidoptera, Pieridae. The record is from the annotation of a GenBank genome assembly.
AUGGACAAGGUGGUUAUUGUUUUUGUGGCUCUCAUCCACGUGUCUGUGUCCCUAUGGACAUGCACGAGUGACCUGGAUUGCUCCAGUCAGGCUGGUAGCGUGUGCGUUGCUGGAUUAUGCCAGUGUCCCGCAGGUCAAGAAGCCGUUUCUGGAGGAACACAGUGUGUUGGCGUUGCCCCAUAUCACUCUUCGCCAUGCUUCGAAACAAACCAGUGCAGCCGUUUGUGGGCCAACUACGAAUGUAGACGUGCAGACAACAACACAGAGGGAACAUGUCAAUGCAUGGAAGGGAAUCACUACUUCCUCGGACGGUGCUGGAGGACCAGGGAUUACAGGGAGACCUGCCAUAGAGAUGAGGAGUGUAUCACAACACCACGCGACCCAUAUGCCCUCAAGUGUGAUGGAGUUUGUGUGUGUGCUGACGGGUAUUAUGAACGUCAGAGGGGCGAGUGCAGGAAAAUUGGGAACGCUGUAGGCGACGGGUGCGUAGCGAAUGAAGAUUGUCAAUUUCCUGAAGCAGUCUGUGAUAUUAGAUAUUUUAACUGCACCGACGGAUCCGAAACAAUAAAUUUAAAUGAAUUAUACUUCGCUACUGAAGAGGCUAGCGCCCUCUCUGAUCGAGUAGUGGACUCAGUUCACAAUACCACAUGCACAAGUGACACUGAAUGUGAAUCACCUGCAUCAUGCACUUUUGGAGCCUGUGUGUGUCCAACGGGCUUUUAUAGAUACAAUGGAAAAUGUUUCGCAGAACUCGGUACACCAUCAACACCUGAUCAAUGUGAUGGUCUUCUUGCGGUCGUUAUUGAUGGCAUCUGCUCGUGUCCAUCGAAUUUCUUCUAUCAUGAAGAUAUGAUAAAUUGUAUACGGGUGUCCCGUCGAAUCACGGACUCUUGCAUGGAGGACGCACAAUGUCAUACUUUUGGGGCGCAGUCCCGCUGUGGUGCCCCAAGGGAGCCGUGGGGCAUGCGUUCGUGUGAAUGUAUCACGGAGAAUGCUGUAUGGAAUCAGAAUCAGAAUAUAUGUAGAUUGUUCGCCGGCGUAGGGGAAGGUUGCGAAGUGGACAACGACUGUUUGGCUGGAGAGCUGGAGAUCACGUGUGUGAAGAAUGAAGAAGGCCAGGGAUUCUGCAGGUGUCCGCCACAUCUGACGGAGGUGGAUGGACUGUGCCUUUCAUCUGGACUUGGUCUCGGUGACGCCUGUCAAGCGACUUCAGAGUGUACCGGGACUCAGAACUCGAUUUGUACCAACAACAAAUGCAGCUGUGCUGAAGGAUUUCAACAGGAAAGUGAUCAUUGUGCUCCAGUUAUUGGCGGACCCUGUACCCAAGACACGGACUGCGUAAUAGAGAACACAGCAUGCAGAAACACAACUGAUGGUUUGACCUGUCAGUGUCAUGACGGCCUUGUUGCAUAUGAACAGCAGUGUUUUAAUGUUUCCCCCGGUAUAAAUGCAUCAUGUACUGUAUCAGCCCAGUGUAAAGCGUCCAUGGGCGAAGCUGUCAAUUGUGUCGACGGCUUAUGUGCUUGUAUAUCCGAUCAUCAUUACAGAGAUGGAAAAUGCUGGCGUAUCACUGGUUUAUUCGAAGGCUGUUCACGAACAAGUGAGUGCUACUUGAGCGAUAUGUCAGAAAUCGUGUUAUGCAGAAAUGGACGUUGCCAGUGUGACUUCGACCAUCCCUAUUCUGAAACACUGAAUACUUGUGUUUCUUCGGGAACAACAAUCUACGGAAGUCUUUUGAUAACACUUACACUAUUUAUGUUAAUAAAUUAA